ACGUGUUUCACUGGGACAAAAGUGAGUGGUGCACAUUUCCUUCGCCCGGCCACACAACAACAAAAACAGUCCCAUUUAAGAGUUGCUGGUGUAACAAUAGGAAGAAUAUAUUCCACUCCUCUCUUAUACACUCGGCUUAUGAGGAGGUGAAACUUAACUAUGGAUCAGAAGGGUCAAGCGAACAUGGAUCCCGACCAAAUGUCAACCAGCAGGUUUCGGUGAGAAAAUUGUGGUAAAAAGUCGCUUCUUACCGGAGAUCAGCUGAGCUUGCGCCGUCCAUAAAGCUGCCGUCGACUUCCCUCAGACACUGGCGUCAACACACCCGUGGACACACACCUCCGACUAUCAGAUGAACGCUCGUCAAGAAGAACGCCCCCUUCAGCAGCAGGAGGAUCCACAGCCCCCCCACAUUAAACAGGAAGAGGAGGAUCUCUGGGUUACUCAGGAGGAAGAGUUUCUUCCAGGGCAGGAGGAGGUGGAUCUCAGCAAGUUUCCACUGACUGUUGUUUCUGUGAAGACUGAAGAGCAUGAAGACAAACCACCUGAGUCCUCACAGCUUCAUCACAAUCCAAACGUCCGGCAGGUGUCAGCAGAGAGUCAUGAAGAUAUUCCCUCCAAGCAGCAGGAGUGGAGCUCCAGUGUGGGACAGAAGGGGCUACAGGCCCCCUCCCACAUUAAAAAGGAAGAGAAGGAACUGUGGGAGAAGUUUCAAAGGUUGGAGGAGGCUGAUGAUGAAGAUGAAGCUCAGUCCUUACAGCUUCAUCACAGUCAAAGUGAGGAGAACAGAGGGGCGGAGCUUGUAAGUCAACACGUCACAGAAGCUGAUGGACAGCAUUGUGAAGAUAUAAAGUCAGAACCAGACAGCAUUUUUGCUCCACUGUCAGACAUGGACCACAUGAUGUCAGACUCUUCUGAUCACAGUGACCACAUCCAAAAACCUUUGGAGAGUAAAAAUGACUCUAAAGAUGAUACGAGACAUCACACUAACAAAAAACACGUUCACUGCUCUGAAUGUGGGAAAUCAUUUAGACACAAGACUAAUUUUACAAGACACAUGAGAAUACAUACUGGAGAGAAACCUUUUACUUGCUCGGUUUGUAAGAAGAGUUUCUCCAGAAAGCUUGACAUGACCAGACACAUGAAAACACACACUGGAGAGAAACCUUUUACUUGCUCUGUUUGUAAGAAGAGUUUCUCCAGAAAGCCUGACAUGACCUCACACAUGAGAACACAUACUGGAGAGAAACCUUUUACUUGCUCUGUUUGUAAGAAGAGUUUCUCCACAGCGCAAAAACUGACUAGACACAUGAAAUCACACACAGGAGAGAAAUCUUUUACUUGCUCUUUUUGUAAAAAGAGUUUCUCCAUUAAGAUUGUCAUGACCAGACACAUGAGAACACAUACUGGAGAGAAACCUUUUACUUGCUCUGUUUGUAAGAAGAGUUUUUCCACUAAGCCUAACAUGUCCACGCACAUGAGAACACAUACCGGAGAGAAACCUUUUACUUGCCCUGUUUGUAAGAAGUGUUCCUCCACAAAGCAACACAUGACCACACACAUGAGAACACACACUGGAGAGAAACCAUUUAGUUGCACUGUGUGUGAUAAGAUGUUCCGUUAUAAGUAUCAGGUCAGUAAACACAAGUGUGUAACAGUCACGGAAGCUGCAGGGAUUUAAAAACACUUAAACAGUGAUUGUGCUAAAUGUACUUUAAAAACACAGCAUGUUUAAUAUGAAUGUAUAUUUCAUGUUGUAUGUAGUGCUUAUCAUCUUCUACUGUUAUAUGUUGUCCUGUAGUUACUUUUUAAGUUGUGUGCAUUUUUUUAAUAUUAUAUAUGGAGCUAUAUUUUUUUUUCUUCUCAUCUCUGAAGACGGGACAUCUUAUUAUUUUCAUUUGUUUUUGUGUCUUAUAAAAAAAUCAAUCAAUCAAUGUUUAUUUAUAUAGCCCUAAAUCACAAAUGUCUCAAAGGACUGUACAAGCCACUAUGAAUACGACAUCCUCGGAAGAACCCACAUAAGGGUAAGGAAAACUCACACCCAGUGGGACGCCAGUGACAAUGAUGACUAUGAGAACCUUGGAGAGGACCUCAAAUGUGGGCAACCAAGAGAGCCGCCCACCAACUCUCGGCCGGUGUCCAGUUCGCAUGGAUGACCGAGGAUCCGUGCAAGGAGCCCGAAGUGUCCAAUACCUGCUCAUUCAGCCAAGGCACUGUGAAGCUUGUCCGUACCGGCGCUCAGCGCCAGCUCCGCAGCCCUGUCUCUUCAUCCGCAUCUCCUCCAGUCUCUCCAAAUGGACUCUGGGAGACCCAGUAGCUGGUCUCCAUGGCCAAAAGGCAUCCUGCUAGGCAGAUCUAGAAGUUCACAAAAAAGCACCGCAUAAGUUAUGAAAGUGCCACCCAUUGUCACACGGUCACAAAGGGUCCCCAAACAAAGGGCAACAAAACCCCACAUGAAAACAAGAGGGAAACAGCAGGAACAGAAAAGGAUGACACAAGAGCACAGAGCUCCUGCCACCAGCAGCCACUACAGCGGCACCAUCUUAAUGAAAUGCUUGUAUGUUUUAGUAAUGUAUGUAUAAAAAAUAAUAUCUUAUCUCGUAGUAAAAGGGAACAAGAAUAUGAAAAUGAACAAGGUGUAUCGCCACAAUUUCAACCACUUUUACGCUUCUGUCAUUGUAAUGAAUGACGCAUGGGGCGCCACUAACUCCCAUCGCAUAAUUUUUUUUUUUAAAUGUUGAUUUUUUUAAACGAAGCAUUUACUGUAACUCAGUGGUUCUCAAACUUUUUUUUGUCAUCCCCCACUUUGGACAAUGGGGAGUUUUCAAGCCCCACCUGCCCCCAUUGCCCCAACAGAACGUUAAUGCCAAGUUUAACAUUUCUAAAUGUAUUGAACAUCAAGUAACAUUCAAGUUGUAUACAUUCAAACUCAAAAACAUAAAAUAACAUCAAGUUCAAUACUAAAUAAAAUAUCUAUUCUGCCAGUUUUCUUUGAAAGAAAUCAAGUGGCUUAUUGACGUGAUUGGGGUGUGUGGUCUCGAGGUGUCUCUUUAAUUUGCUGGGUCUCAUGCUGUCUGCUGCUAGCGGUUUUAGACACAGAACACACAGGGGUCUCUCCUCUGCCCCCACCACCGUUGCCGUAAAUCCAAGAGCAAGAUACCCUUCAUCAUAGUUUCUUUUCGUUUGGCUUUUAGGUUAAUUAAGCCCGUCGGAUUUUUGUUUCUCUGCAGGCGCUGGCUCUGAUUUGACGACCUUUGAGGUGCGAGUCACAAAUGUAUCCAUUUUGUGUAAUUGUGGUCCACACAUUAGCCUGCUACCCGUCCGCGUGAAAGAUUGUUCCGCUUAGCCCCGCCCCCAUUAGUUACUGUUGCUAUAUCUGUCAAACUUUCGCUCCUACCUAGAAAUGUAAAGCCUAGCGGAAAAAUAAGUAAUUCACAUUUAUUUACAUAACAGAUUUCACAGACAGAAUCACAAAGUUAUUUACAGUCUGUAUACAAAAUGAAAGCAUAGUAAAAAAA
Molecule: messenger RNA, 3515 nt
Organism: Nerophis ophidion (straightnose pipefish)
Lineage: Eukaryota; Metazoa; Chordata; Actinopteri; Syngnathiformes; Syngnathidae
Product: zinc finger protein 501-like
Exons: 4
Coding region: 350-1678 (442 amino acids)
Biological process (GO): regulation of immune system process; negative regulation of transcription by RNA polymerase II; regulation of cytokine production
Cellular component (GO): transcription regulator complex; PcG protein complex
Molecular function (GO): RNA polymerase II cis-regulatory region sequence-specific DNA binding; DNA-binding transcription factor activity, RNA polymerase II-specific
Source: RefSeq, a predicted model, not a curated record